Molecule: messenger RNA, 2100 nt
Organism: Babesia bovis T2Bo
Lineage: Eukaryota; Apicomplexa; Aconoidasida; Piroplasmida; Babesiidae
Product: RNA recognition motif domain containing protein
Exons: 2
Coding region: 91-1353 (420 amino acids)
Molecular function (GO): RNA binding; protein binding
Source: RefSeq, a predicted model, not a curated record
GUAGCCCACUCGUUUCCACUAAAUUACCCUAGUGGUACCCUGGCGCGUUGAACGUAAGCCAUUAUUAAUAGGGAUUGUUUAUAAUAGAAGAUGCCGGACGAAGACGGCGAUCACACGACGGAGGUCACAUACCCUUGUGCCCCUGCGCCUCCGGUAGAAAUAAAGCUUUUCGUCGCUCGCAUUCCAAAAACAUAUGAAGAAGCUGAGAUUCGUAAAAUGUUUGAGGAGUUUGGGGAUGUGAAGGAUGUGGUAAUUAUACGCGACAAGGCUACCAACGCUCACAAGUGCUGUGCCUUUGUUCGUAUGGUUUCAAUAUCGCAGGCUGACGCGGCCAUUAAGCGUCUGAACAAUAAUUGUGUUGUUGAUACUGCGUUGGGAGCUGUGCUGGUGAAAUACGCCUCUGGCGAAACAGAGCGGCUUGGGUUUACUUCCCUUGUUGGUGAACCUGGUGUCAAUGACGCUAAGCUCUUUGUUGGCAGUAUACCAAAAAAUGCCGAAGAGGACUUGAUACGUGAAAUAUUUGGUCCUUAUGGUACUUUGGAAGACAUUUUUAUCAUGAAGGACCAAAAUGGCGCGGGUAAGGGCUGCGCGUUUGUUAAGAUGGCCUACAAAGAGCAGGGCCUUUAUGCCAUUCGCAGUCUUGACGGCAUGAAGCAGCUUGAGGGCUGCCCUCGUCCGAUGGAAGUGCGUUUUGCAGAGUCCAAGGCCAACAAACAGCAGAACAUGAUGAUGCAGCAUCAGAUGCCUGGUAGGGGUAUCAUCGUACAGCCUCCCUACCCAAUCCCAACCCCUACCCAUGUCCGCCAGAUUGGAGUAUGGCGUGAGUAUCUAUCACCAGAGGGGAAACCUUACUUCUAUAACGAACAAACGGGUCAUACCCAAUGGGAACGCCCACCCGAGUUUGACAACGCCGCCAGCAGUGCACAGGUACCAGCGGGUCCCCCCGGUGCCAACCUUUUCAUCUUCCACAUUCCCAACGAGUGGACUCAUCACGAUCUCGUGCAUACAUUCUCUCAGUUUGGUAAGAUACUGAGUUCCAGGAUUGCGAGUGACAGAUCUACCGGAAGGCAUAAGGGUUAUGCCUUCGUUUCAUAUGACACGCCUGAGUCUGCUGCUCAGGCUAUACAGCAUCUGAAUGGUUUUACUGUUUUAGGUAAGCGUCUGAAGGUAACCAUCAAGAAAGGAGACGAAUCUACUGUUCCUGUUGCCAGUAGUGUGCCUGGUGCUUCGAUGCAAGCACGCUUGGCCACUCCGGCGUAUCAGGCUUAUCAGCACACUUCUGCGCACGGAGGACAAUCUUUUGCUCAGCAAACGUACCCUCAACAGCCUUAUUACGGGUCCUAUCAAAGAUAGAGCAAGCUCACCUUCUGCUUGAGAAAGAGAUAUGCGAACAAACGGCUGGACUCGCGACCACACCAUGUGGCGUUCCUGUGGCGCUUGUUGAGCACCUCACACUGCGAGGACAGCUGUACCAUGUAAAUAUUCCCAGGGUAAACUUUACCUCUUGGUAGAAGCUGGUGUCCAUGGCCUCGAUAUCAAGCGCGGCGGCAAGCAUGCGAUGCACAAUAACGUCAGCGUAACGACGAAUGGGCGAUGUAAAAUGGGUAUAGAGCUCGCUACUGAGUCCGUAAUGUUUGAAGCUGGUAACACCUGCUUCUCCGGAAUGACAGUAAACAGCUUGACUCAUGCAUCGCGUGGUCAUUAUCCGCAAUGCGCUACCCAGCCGUGGAUCACCGCUUUGUACUAGGCGCUUUAGCGAUAGAUUGAGGUCGCGCGAAUUGCCGAAUUCGAAUUCAAUUCCAUGUUGCGAUAGCGACCUCUGUAGCACCUUGAGACGCUCAUCCACCGGAGGAGGAUGCCUCCUCAGCAGUGCUGAGGUAGGAAAGCGUUCGAAAAUCUUUGUUGCCACACUCACGUUGGCCAGAAGCAUGAACUCUUCAACCAUACGAUUUGUGUCGUACAAUACAUACUUCUGCAUCUUCCGGACGUCGGUUAACUCGUACUCGAACUUAACCUCUGGCGACUCCAGUUCGACAGCUCCGCUUUCGAACCUUUUGGCACGCAAUAUCUUUGCGAUGUUAUCUAAACCCUUUAGUGCCU